AUGUCUAGCUUUAUGGACACUAAUAGAGAGUUUCCUUUUCUUUCACGUGUUGCUUUUAAUCAACUUCUGUCUGAAUUCUUAUCAAGUUGCUCCCUUAAUCAACAAAGAAAAGCAAUUAGUACUCAAGAAGAUUAUGACUUAAUUAUCAGCAUUUUAAGAAGUCCCCAAGACACAUCUAUUGAAACUGCAAAAGAUAGGUUUUGGACAAAAAAAAGUUUUUACAUACACAAUUUUGAAAUAUCCCAAAACCCUAUUAUUCAGCUUAUGGAAGUCAAAAAUUCAAAUAAAAAAUCAGAUCAUGUUAUUUGUCUGUUCCAAAACCUUUAUAAUGUUCUUGGAAAGAUACACAGCAACACACAGCAACAUUCUGGAUCAAAGAAGACAUAUGAGGCAAUUAGUAACCAGUAUGCUUAUGUUUCUAGAUUAUUUGUGAAACUAUAUGUCUCUCAUUGUACACAAUGUUGUAUGAGAAGAAGUUUUCUGGCAUCUAUAAUUGGAAAAACCAUUGUUUCAAAAAAGUUGUUACAACACAUACAGGAGGCAUUAGAAGUUGUUGCAUUUUUAUUUUCAGUCUUUACUGUUUUUGGCCCUCCUUAUAUUUUACAAAAUGAUAAUGAAUCUCAAGGUUCAGUUGAAAGUUCAAACAAGACUUUAAAAAAUGCUUCUUCAAUAUGGAUGGAAGAUAACAAUAGAAGGGAUUGGAGCAUUGGCCUUCCUAUAGAAUGGAAGCAACAUAAUGUCAAUAUGAAAGAAGACUUACCAGAAGGUAUCAUUAAAAAUGAGGAAAAUUUUGAGGGUGCUGAUAAUAAUAAUAUAGAUGAUGAAGAUAACCAAAGUAAAGAAGAAAAUAGAGUUUCUGAUCCUGAGGAUGAAGAAUAUAAUCAAGCAUGGCAAUUCACUAGAGAUGACAGUAAUAGGGAACAAAUAAAUGAUAAGAAUACUGAAAUGUUCAGUGAACCAAUUUCUCAGCAAGACAUUCAAGGAGUUCAGAGACAGAAAACAAAUGAAUCAAAUAAUUCAUAUAACUUUAUUCCUAGUAAAAAAUGUCAUUAUCAGGCACUUCAAGACAUAUCGAAUAAUCCAAAGUAUCAACAUAAUAUUUAUUACCAAAUAGCAAAUAAAAAUCUUAUGAACUAUUGUUCAAAGAUGAAAAACCAGAUGCACGCAAGAUAUAAUAUUUAUGAACAUAUCUAUAAAGUUGGUGAUCUGGUAAAAAUUCAAAUUGCUAAGAUUGAUCGUGAACCUGGUGAUCACUGUGCACUUCCAUGCAAAAAUGUAUUUCCGGCUGGUGAAGUUUUGCCACUUGGACUGAAAGAAUUUCCUGAAUUAGAUAAUCCACUGACUGAUACAACUAUCAGUAUUAUUGAAGCUGCAAGACUUCAAUCCAUUUCUCUUGCAAGUAAUAAGGGAUGCAAUUGUAGAGGUGAUUGUCUUACAACAAGAUGUUUGUGUAGGAAGGUAAAUACUUUAUGUGAGAGUGGAUAUCACCCAAAAAAUUCUAAGUGCAAACAUAGGACUUAA
This is a messenger RNA of Cetraspora pellucida, 1521 nucleotides long. The record is from the annotation of a GenBank genome assembly. NCBI's taxonomy places the organism in Eukaryota, Fungi, Glomeromycota, Glomeromycetes, Diversisporales, Gigasporaceae.